Molecule: messenger RNA, 1081 nt
Organism: Cyprinodon variegatus (sheepshead minnow)
Lineage: Eukaryota; Metazoa; Chordata; Actinopteri; Cyprinodontiformes; Cyprinodontidae
Product: peripheral plasma membrane protein CASK-like
Exons: 5
Biological process (GO): protein phosphorylation
Cellular component (GO): cytoplasm; neuron projection
Molecular function (GO): ATP binding; calcium/calmodulin-dependent protein kinase activity; calmodulin binding
Source: RefSeq, a predicted model, not a curated record
UUUGAAGGAAACCUUGAGGGAUCCAUUUUGCGUUGCAGAUUAGAGACGCAGUGACAUCAUCAGGUACCAUCCAGUGAGUGGCAGAAAAUAACCACUCCACCAUGGUGAAACACGGCGGUGGCAGCUUCAUGCUGCGGUGAACCCAUGAUAGAAAGAUGGGGCUGAUGAUUGGAAGGUUUGUUUCCAUCACAGGUGCUCAGAAAGCAGAUGUUCCAGAUGUUCCUUCAGUCAGGCUCUGAGUCGGAGCAACAGCGGCUCGCCUAUGAUGAUGAUGAUGAUGAUGAUGAUGAUGAUGACGCUGCUGAGACGCCUUGUUUUCUAUUUCCUGUCCACAGCUGAUCAGUUUCCUGUUUUCUUUGACCAUCUCUCCAGCAGCUGAUAAAACAGGAAGUUCCUCUUAUCUCUGUUGUGUAAUAUGAGAAGAGGAAAUGUGCCGUAUCUGUUCCUUUACCGACCCGUCUCCCUCCCCCCCGCAGGCCGGGUGGGAACUCCUCACUUCAUGGCUCCUGAGGUGGUGAAGAGGGAGCCGUACGGUAAACCGGUGGACGUGUGGGGCUGCGGAGUCGUCCUCUUCAUCCUGCUGUCCGGCUGCCUGCCGUUCCACGGCAUCAAGGAGCGACUGUUUGAAGCCGUCUGCAAAAGCAAAUCCAAGAUGAAUCCCCGCCAGUGGAGCCACAUCUCAGAGAGCGCCAAGGACCUGGUGAGGCGCAUGCUGAUGCUGGACCCUGCAGAGAGGAUCACCGUCUACGAGGCGCUGAACCACCCCUGGCUGAAGGAAAGGGACCGCUACGCUUACAAGAUCCACCUGCCAGAGACCGUGGAGCAGCUGAGGAAGUUCAACGCCAGACGGAAGCUGAAGGGAGCGGUGCUGGCUGCUGUGUCCAGUCACAAGUUCAACUCCUUCUACGGAGACCCACCAGAGGAGCUCCAGGACUUCUCUGAAGACCCCACCUCCUCAGGUGCUGUUUCUCAGGUGUUGGACAGUCUAGAGGAGAUCCAUGCUCUGACAGACUGCAGUGAGAAAGAUCUAGACUUCCUCCACAGUGUUUUCCAGGACCAGCAUCUCCACACGCUCCUAGAU